Messenger RNA from Gossypium raimondii (Peruvian cotton), 969 nucleotides. RefSeq names its product putative disease resistance RPP13-like protein 1. Gene Ontology annotation, biological process: defense response to other organism. Lineage: Eukaryota; Viridiplantae; Streptophyta; Magnoliopsida; Malvales; Malvaceae. The coding region runs from base 1 to 969 and encodes 322 amino acids. Gene Ontology annotation, molecular function: ADP binding. The record is from RefSeq and is a predicted model, not a curated record. The transcript is spliced from 3 exons.
AUGCUUUCUUCUUCUUUCAUCUUUAAAUUCUCAAAUCUCUCCUCAAAUUCAAGAAUCAUUCGCCUUUGUCCUCUCUGUCCCUUGAAACUCUUCUUGCAACUUAUCCCAGCUGUUUUGGUGAUUCACAGCCAUAAUCCUUGUGAAAAUCACAUCGACAUCGAGUUCGAAUGCAAGACAUGGCCUUGUGCCUCUUGGUCUUCUCAUCAAGAUGUCACUGAUCCGAGCCAUUGUUGGAUUGCCUCUAAGUGGUUCGGUUCAACAUCUGAGUUGACCACCUCCCACGAUCAUAAGCCCGCAGCUGGUGAAAAGCUUGAUGAAGCCAUGGAUUUGUAUAACAGUAACUUGGAUUUACUUCAAGUUAAGUUGAAGGAGAAGUUGUCUGGGAAAAGAUUCUUGCUUGUUUUAGAUGACAUUUGGAACGAGAAUUAUAAUGAUUGGACCAUCUUACGGUCUCCGUUUGGAGCAGGGACCCAUAUCAUUGUAACCACUCGUCUUCAAAUUGUUUCAUCUAUUGUGGAUCCGCUCAAAGCUUUUCAUUUGGAUAAACUAUCGGAUGAUGAUUGUUUAUCCAUAUUUACACAGCAUGCAUUAAAAGCAAGAAAUUUCGAUGGACAUCUCCAGUUUAAAGAAAUUGGAGAGAAAAUUGUUAGAAGGUGCAGUGGCUUACCUUUGGCUGCAAAAGCCAUUGGAAGCUUGCUUAGCACUGUUACGUAUCAUGGAAAAUGGGAAAGAAUAUAUGAGAGUGAGAUAUGGAACUUACUAGAAGAGCAGUGUGGCAUAAUUCCAGCUUUGCCAUUAAGCUACCAUCAUCUUCCGUCAUACUUGAAACGAUGUUUUGCAUAUUGCUCCAUACUUCCUAAAGAUUAUGAAUUUGUGGAAGAAGAAAUUAUCUUGUUAUGGAGAGCAGAAGGUCUCUUGCAACAACAGGCUAUGCCUCAAAUUAAAGAUCUCGAAAAUCAAUAUUGUUAA